AUGUCAGCCGGAAAAAGACAGCCUGGGCCGCUUCGUCGGAUCAUAACAACCCAUGAUUCUACAAGCGGCCGAGCUAUCUUUAGCAACGUGGUCAGGGAGCAGGUAUCAUUUACUGGGUUCCCAGUUCCCCCCGGCAAGCCCACAGCGUCAGACUAUGCUCUGGCCUACAGUACAAAUACGUUUCCGGUGCAAGGACUUUCCCCUCCAACUUCUGCAACCCCGGAGCCCAAGGCCAAUCUCGACAUUAAGCACUAUCACUCCCAGCUCUCGGAUCCAUCGCCUUUGAAUCCACCAAACGGCACCUCCUGCACAAUUAUUGAGAUACCUCCGGGCUCAGUGGUUCCGAUGCACCGAACAGCGACCCUCGAUUAUGGUGUCGUAAUUGAUGGAACUACCGAAUUAGUCCUUGAUUCCGGCGAGAAAAAAAUACUGAAAAAAGGGGAUGUAUUCGUUCAACGAGGUACGGCUCAUUCUUGGCGGAACAUGACUGAAAAGAAAGACAAUUCUGGUGUUUUACGUGUCUUCUUCGCUUUUCAACCUAUCGAACAGGUGCAACUGGAGGGCGGAAAGGUCGUCGGUCAGGACUUGAAUCUAUCUCUGCAUGAGGCUUAG
This is a messenger RNA of Penicillium soppii, 612 nucleotides long. Its product is annotated as cupin domain-containing protein. The record is from RefSeq and is a predicted model, not a curated record. The transcript has a single exon. NCBI's taxonomy places the organism in Eukaryota, Fungi, Ascomycota, Eurotiomycetes, Eurotiales, Aspergillaceae. The coding region runs from base 1 to 612 and encodes 203 amino acids.